UGCGUGCUGCGUAUGUGGGUAGGUGCAUUGUGGGAUGUCAGUCACGAGAGUCCUCCGAGUUUGAGAGAGGGGAAAUGGCAACCAACAUUGAGCAGAUUUUUCGGGAUUUUGUAAUGAAUAAAAUAAAGGAAAUAGAAGAUGAAAGCCAGGAUAAGAGCAAUACAGACAACAUGGAAUCUAAUAAUGGGGAGUCGCACUCUGACCAAGGGACAGGCAUAAAUAUAGACGCAACUCAGGCUGAAGCAAUGAGCACAGUCACUGAUAUAGUCGUGAAAAUUUCGCCUCGAGGCAACAGUGUCAAAGAAGAAUUCAAUACAAAACACAAGAAAUCAAAAAAGCACAAAAAACACAAAAGCAAAAAGAAGAAAAAGAAACUCAAGGAAAGAAAAGAGAGCAGCUCUGACUCAGAGUCUGGUGGAGAGACACAGGAAAGUGUGAAGAAAAAGAAGCGAAAGAAAAAGAAGAAACAUAAACAUGGAGAAAAAGGGAAAAAGUUUGAUUCGCAGUCUGGUAGCUCUUCUGAAUCAGAGUCUGAAUCAGAAAUAAAACCUGUGUGUGAAACUGCUAAAGCAUUAUCUGGGAAGGUGGCUCAGGAUUUACCUGACAUUAUUCCUAAGCUCGAGACUGCUUCUGACAAGCACAAAGAACGUGAAAAAUCCCAAAGGAGUUCUAGUCGCUCACGGACAUCCCGGCAAGACAAGAGCAAGAGAAGGCAGCGUUCCAAUUCCAGCUCAGGCAAACAGAGAACAAGAUGUAGAUCCAGAUCUCGGUCAGCGAGGCGAUCUUCAAGAACACGGUCAAAAUCACUAUCAAGAAGAGAGUCAGUGCAGAAAAGACGGAGAAGCCGGUCCAGAUCAGGAUCACGCCAACGUAACAGACGGUCCAGAUCAAUUUCAGCCAGAAGAGGAAGGAGAUCACGAUCCAGGUCACGGUCUAGACAACAUAGAUCAAGGUCUUAUGUAAGGAAAAGCAGGAGAUCUCGGUCAAAAAGUAGGUCUUGUUCGCAGCUUUCCAGGCGAUCUAGGUCUCAGAGACAGGAAAGGCAUUCUAUGUCAAGUUCCCGGUCAAAAUCGAGAUCACAUGAUCAGCCUCCUGAGAGUGAGACACAGAUCAGUACGGCUGCGGAAAUAAGGCAUGAAGAUAAAUCAUCUCCGAUCAUAAAUCUAAGUCAUGCAGAAAAUGGAGACGAAGAAAAAAGUCAGAUCGAACCAGUGAACCCAUCGGACGGCGUUAUAAAUGAUGGGCAAGGAGCUAGAUUUGCUGGAUCAUGGAAACCGAUUCCUUUCUUGGAUGUAGGUGUGACUGUUGUUGGCUCCUCUGAAACCACCACCACAGCGAAGUGCAUUACACCCACAAUGCCUUUGGACAUUAAUGAUGUUUCAGAAAAUACCUUAGCUGAAGACCUCCACAGUACUGAAAAUAAAGAAGUUAUUACUCUUGUUGAGCAGAAAGACUCCCAAAUAUUUAAACAGAAGUCCAUAUCGCCAAAUCGAAAGCGUUCCAAAUCAUCCUCCAGAGAAAGAUCAACCUCUAGCUCUUCUUUAAAACAAAGGAAGUCCAGAUCAUCCUCCAGAAACAGCAGGAAGUCUCCUUUGCAAAAAAAAAGAUCCAGGUCCAGAAAACGGGCUAGGCGUUCUAAAUCCAAGUCACCCAAAAGGAAAAGGUCAAAGUCCCAUUCGCCGAGACGCCGGAGACGGUCUAGGACCUCAGAGAGAAAUCGAUCAAAAUCUAGACACAGGUCUCGCUCAAACUCCAGAAGGUCCAGGUCCGGUUCACGCCGUAAAAGAGGGGGUUUCAGGAGCCGAAUGUUUAGUCAACGGGAUCGAUGGAAACGAGAACCGAGCCAUUCUCCUGUCGUCAUCCUGCGGAAAAAAGGGUUGACCUCUCGAACUCAGCGUAGCGCUAGCCAGACGCCUCCUCGCCUUACUGAGCUCGAUAAAGAACAGUUGCUUGAAAUUGCCAAGGCCAAUGCAGCAGCGAUGUGUGCUAAAGCUGGUAUGCCAAUUCCAGAGAGUCUGAGACCAAAAGCCAUCUUUCAGCUGCCCUUGCCAAACCCGAAUUCCACUUCGUUGCCCUUACCUUUGCCCCUACCUGUUAAUCUCCCCAUGGGACUACAAGGGAUGUCAAGCAUGACCAUGAAUGCUGCAAUGGCCAGCAUGACUGCCGCCACCAUGACCGCAGCUCUUUCCGGCAUGAACACAUUAGCUGCCAUGCCACAGAUGGCCCCCUUGCCCACAAUAACCAACAAGCCUCCACCUUCGUCCGCGCCGAACCUAAAUAUGGUCAAUAUCGAGGAAGCGAAAAAAAAAUUGGCAAAGCAAGCAAACAGCUACAGCAUCAAGGAACUCACAGAAAAAUGCAAAAAGAUUGCAGAAAGUAAAGAGGAGAUGGCUGUCGCAAAGCCACAUGUUUCAGAUGAUGAAGACGACCGGCCCUUUGGGGGAGUUGCCCUUAAGGAGAAUAAGGGCAUUACAUUUAGUCUCAGUAACCCCUCUGUGAAGCCAGCAGUAAGGUCUGAGGCCGCCUUCGCCAAGGAGUUCCCAGUGUCUUCAGGUUCACAGCACCGCAAAAAGGAGGAGGAUGGAGUGUAUGGAGAAUGGGUGCCUGUGGACAAAAAGACUGAAAAAGCAGGGGCUCCUUCAGCAUCUGCUGAGGCUGAGGAUCAGAGCAAAGCCAAAGACAGUGUUUUCCCGGAGGCGCCCACACAGCCAGUGGACAUCACACUUGCAAUUAGUGAAAGGGCAGUGGCACAGAAGAGACUGGCAGAGAAUCCCUUUGACAUCAAUGCCAUGUGCAUGCUAAAUCGUGCACAGGAGCAGGUUGAUGCUUGGGCCCAGUCCAACACAAUCCCAGGUCUAUUCACUGGUUCUACAGGUGCUCAAGUGCUCUCAUCUGAAGAGCUGUCCAACAGUGGUCCACAGGCUUGGAUCAAGAAGCAGGUGCAUUGCAAGAGGGGCAUCACACCUCAGUGAUUGACUAUAAACUACUUAGUAAGUUCUUUUAAAGAUGGGAGGAAGGAAGAGCACCUGAAGUAAGUCACCGGGAGCAAUCCUGUUGAAUGAGAUUGAAAACUCAAAGCUGAUUACAUGAAAACUAAACAUAGUGUAGCUUCCAGUAGUAAAAAGUGAACUUCCAGUAGUAGCGGAAGGUAGUCUACCAGGAACUCCUGGUGGUAGAACUUAUAGAAGACAUACUGAGGAAUAAUGUGGUGACUAAGAAAUUACGUUUUGUACAUUUUCAAUAGAUUAAAGUGUCCCCUUUUAAAAUGUCAGGUUUGUGUGAUGUAAAAAAUUUAUACAAACCAUCAAAUUAAAAACCUUUUCUGUCUUUGUGAAAAUACAAUGUGUAAAUAUUAAGUAAGCAACAAACAAUUUAGAUUUUGAUUUAAAAAAAAAAAGUCCUGAAGAAAUAUCUGAGAAGUACUGAUUACAAUAAUAUCUUAUAUCCUCAUAUAUUCUCUCAUAUGGAAAAAAAGUCAAAUAAAUCAUUCCAAACCAAUUUGGGUCAAAUGUCUGGUGAGAUUAAUUCUAAAAGACAUAAUCAUUCCAUAAUUCCAAAAGAUAUUUUUGGUUGCCAAAAAAAACUAACAAAUUACAGUGUUUCUGCCAGAACCCAGACCUGAAUCCAAAAAAAAACAGGCUGUGCCUUAAAAUAGGAUGGAUAUAUGAGACUCUAACAUCAAAAGUUCUUUUAACUAAGUAUUAGUUCAUGGACGUGCACAAGUAUGCGUCUAGUUUAUUGUAAAUAUUUAAUUUUUUUCUGUGAAAUGUUCAUUUUAUUUGUAUACUUUGCAAUUUUAAAGUGAUUUUGGUUGGUUUAAUCAUGUAACAUCACAACAAAGCUGCCAUUUUAACAGCGGUGUGUACACUUUUUAUAACCAAUUAUAUAUAUAUAUCUCCAGAAACUUCACCAAGGAGUUUCCUAUAGAAAUCAUAUACAUACAUACAUAUACAAGUCCAGCUCCUCACUGCUGCUUAUAUAAUCAAGUUAAUCACAUAUCUAAUUUCCUUAUCAAUGCAACGGCUUUACUGCCCCAGAGAGAGCAGUGUGUUUGUUCAGGUGUGUGCUUCUGACCUGGCCAAAGUCACUUAGUUACAAACACACACUUGUAAUCAUGAAUUUUUUCCUAUAUUACUCCUAAACAAAAAUUCCUACAAAUAUGCACAUCCAGUAUUGGACAAGUGUACUUUACUUGUAAGGUUGAGCUGCAAUGGAUAGUUUGAGGAGCUGAUCUAUGAGCAAACUGGACAAAAACUAAUCUGAUUAUCCUGAGAGUAACCACCAUGUGAUGUGAAUUAUUAUUAUUUUUAAUUAUUAUUUAAUUUAGUUAUUAUUUUCUAAGGAUUUAUGCCAUUUAUCAUCCGUUGUCAGUAUCUCAGGUUCAAGGAUUUUCACAAGGUGUUUCACUAUGUACUAUUUUUCCCUGCUGAUGGGGUUUGGGGUGGGAAUCAGGGGCGAAAGAGGGGUGGGGGUUCACAGUGUGCCCUGUGAACUCUCACCACUCUAUAUGGAAACUUGUUGCAGGGUCAGUCCUUGUAGCUGCCUUGUUGCCAUGGUCACUGUCAGGCCCCUCUAUUCACGUCAGAUGCACAGCCGAUGAUGAGGGCCUAGGUACGUAUGUCAAACAACACCCAUAUUUCUAUUCAUGUGGAUUUGUCUCCACUCUAAAUGAAAACGUUUCUGCCUGUGUGUGUUUCAACUGAACUGGUGGGGUGGUAAGGUUGGUUUUGAUUCCUCUGUCAAAGGAAACAAUGAGAUUUUGAAGAUUAUUUCUAUGAUUUUUUUAAAAAAAAACAUUUUUUACAUUUUAUAGUAUUUUUAACAAUGUGCAUAAAAUGAUAAAGUUUAACAUAUUUAGCUUUUAAUAUUAAAUAUAACAGCUUUGAAAGUGCUACUUUUUUUUUAAACUUUCUAAAAAAAAUACUUAUAAUAAACCUUACAUUUUUAUUAUUUGCAAUUUUUGCUGAUAUCUUUAGGUAACCCCAUGGAUCCAGAAGAUAGUU
Molecule: messenger RNA, 5003 nt
Organism: Silurus meridionalis
Lineage: Eukaryota; Metazoa; Chordata; Actinopteri; Siluriformes; Siluridae
Gene: sonb
Product: protein SON
Exons: 10
Coding region: 75-2972 (965 amino acids)
Biological process (GO): regulation of mRNA splicing, via spliceosome; regulation of cell cycle
Molecular function (GO): RNA binding
Source: RefSeq, a predicted model, not a curated record